This is a messenger RNA of Petromyzon marinus (sea lamprey), 5465 nucleotides long. RefSeq names its product par-3 family cell polarity regulator (gene PARD3). Lineage: Eukaryota; Metazoa; Chordata; Hyperoartia; Petromyzontiformes; Petromyzontidae. Gene Ontology annotation, biological process: establishment of cell polarity; intracellular protein localization; cell adhesion. Gene Ontology annotation, molecular function: phosphatidylinositol binding; protein binding. Gene Ontology annotation, cellular component: cell cortex; apical junction complex; adherens junction. The record is from RefSeq and is a predicted model, not a curated record.
GAACCCCCUCCCCCUGCUCGGCGAGAACUUCCGCAAGGAAGUUGAGAGCCGAAUGAGGAAGAGUUGAGAGGAGAAACCGCCGAGUGAGACCACGGAGUUAAAACCACGGAGUUAAAACCACGGAGUGAGACCACGCAGUGGGAGACCGCGGAGUGAGAGAGAGAGGUGAGCGGGAGUGAGAGACCACGGGAAUUGUGGCCACAGCGGGAGGCCGCGGACCAUGAAAGUCACGGUUCGCUUUGGCCGCACGCGGGUGGUGCUGCCGUGCGGGGACGGCUCCCAGCGGGUGCGGGACGCGGUGACCGAGGCGGUGAGGCGCUACAGGAAGGCGCUGGGCAAGGACUCCUCCUACUGGGUGCAAGUGCAGCACCUGGAGCACAAGGAUGGUGGAAUCCUUGAUGAUGACGAUCUCCUCCGGGAUGUUUGUGACGAUAAAGACAAGCUGAUCGCCAUCUACGAGGAGCAGGAGCCCCAGCCGGGCGGCGGCGGGGACUGCACAAGCACCAGCUCCACGGGCACGCAGAGCCCCGACAUGUUCGGCAGCGAGGUGGAGCCGCCAGGCCAUGCCGCUGCCACCACGGCCUUCAACGAGAUCGAGGUCACACCCUCGGCCCUCCGAGCCACCACUCCGCUACACGUGCGACGCAGCAGCGACCCCGCGCUGGCUGGAUCCGCGUCGGAACUGGUCCAGCCCGGCCUUACGGUCGCGGGUGACGGUGGCCGCAGGCCACAGACGCACUGGUCUACCACGAACCUGCACCAGCCGGCCGAGCCACCCCCCACGCAGAACAGCACGGGUGGAGGGAGUGAAGGGGGAUUGGGGCCCAUGGGGGAGGGGCACCUGCCGGGGUUCCAGCGGGAUCUGUCGCGUUCCUCGGUGGGCCUCACGCACCCCAUCGUGGAGAAGUGGCUGGAGAGGCAGGAGGCCGUGGAGAAUGGGGAAAAGGAAGAGGGCAGUGGCCACAAACGGGAUGAGAUCGUCAAACCCACGUCCCGCGCGGCCACCCCCCAUCCCAGGGACUUCAAGAAGCUGGUGGAGGUGGUGAACGACGGGGGCCCGCUCGGCAUCCACGUGGUGCCCUUUCUCACCAAGAGCGGGAGGAGCCUGGGCCUGCGGAUUCGCACUAUCGAGGAAGGCAGCAGGACCCAGCGCGAGGGGGCUCUGCGCCAGAACGACUGCAUCACGCGCAUCAAUCACACACGCCUCACCGAUACCUCCUUUGAGGAGUCACAAAAGGCUUUUCGCGAGGCCCUGAAGAGCAGCGUUCUGCAACUGUGGGUCGUUCACGGGGAGAAGCGAGAACACUACGAGCAGGUGAUGCAGCUGUGGGGCAACCAGGAGUCCGAGCAGAUCGAUUCCGACUCGGCCGAGGACAUUGAUGAAGAUUAUGAGGACGAGGGCCCACCGUCCUUCAAGGUGCCCCCGCCGGUGGCACCAAAACCCACCAUGAAACCAGUGGCAGGGCUAAGCAGCAGGAAGCAGGAACCGCCUUCAGGUGCCGGUGCCAGUGCCAAGGUCACCCCCAAGUCUCUUCUCAUUGCACCUGCGCGGAGGAUGCCGAUACCGGCAGCUUUCCUGGCGGCGACAGACGCGAAUUCUGGAACGGCUUCCUCUGCUCAGCCAAUCCCAGCUGAGACCCAGCAGCACAAGCCACCAGCACAGGUGCCCAGGAAAAUCCCAGGCCCUAGGUCCGCGACAGGGUCAACGUUCGGUGGUGACACUACGUCAGCACAGCUGGCGUCUCCCACGAAAGCCCCAGUGAAGGCCGACGUAAAGCUACAGCAGGCGACGGCAGCAGUGGCAGCGGCUGUAUCUGCCGCCGUUGCGAGUCGCAUCCCCACGGCCAGCUCCAGCAUGGCUGCCCCUGCGGCCACGCCCAACGUCGCCUAUACCACAAAGAAGGUGGAUAAGAAGAUUCCUAUUCACCUGAAGAAAGGUCUCGACGGGCUAGGCUUCACGAUCGCGACACGCGACACGCCGGUGGGAGGCCGCACGCCGAUCUACGUGAAGAGCAUCAUGUCCAAGGGCGCGGCACUGAGUGACGGCCGCCUCAAGUCUGGAGAUCGGCUCCUGGAGGUGAACGGGCUGGACGUGACGAGUCGCACGCAGGAGGAAGUUGUGGCGAUUCUGCGCAGCACUAAGCUUGGCGGCUCCGUCGACCUGCUGGUCUCGCGCCACCACGACGUCCCCCUCUCCCCAGAUGAUCCGCCGGAGCGCCCACAAGUAGGCAGUGCGGCAGAAGAAGAGGAUCGCUUGCUUUCCCCUGACGGUUCCCGCGAGUUCCUGACGCUCCACAUCCCCCUGCACGACAUGGGCGCUGCGAGCCUCGGGGUCAGUGUCAAGGGGACCAAGGAUCGCCGAACAAACGCGGAUCUGGGCAUUUUCAUCAAGACCAUCAUCGCGGGAGGGGCAGCUGCCAAGGAUGGGCGCCUACGUGUGGACGAUCAGCUGAUCGCCGUGAACCGCGAGUCGCUGCUCGGUCGGUCCAACUUGGAGGCCAUGGAGUCUCUGAGGUGCGCCAUGUCCCGCGAUGCCGGCGACCCCUCGCUUAUCCAGCUCGUGGUGGCUCGCUCGCUCGGCAAGCCAGGACCGACGGAGGUGGAGUCACACGCGCCUGGGUCAGCGGGGAACACGGCGGAGGUCAACGAGCGCCGGGUGUCGGCCACGCAGAGCCCCGUGGCGGCUCCUGACCUGGGGCCCGUCGACAAGUCUGCUAAGCCGGCGAGCACAGGAGCCUGGCAAGGCACAACUGACCGGGAUGACUUGGGUGGCCAGGAGAGGAAGGCACCACAGGCCCGGAGCGUCCCCUGGGAGCCUGGCACCAGCAGCACACAGGGGCAACUGGACCCAGCGCUGGCCUUUCAGCGGGAGGGAUUUGGCCGACAGAGUGUAUCGGAGAAACGCACCGUGCAGUAUGGAGACCCCAGCCACCUGGAGGUGCUCAAGGCACGCAAGUCCAAGAGCAUGGACAUGAUCGCAGACGAAGGUAGCGUGCAUGCGUCUGCUGAAACACGCAAAGGUCCCUCAGACGGCUCCGUUGGGCCAGCCUUGGGCCUCAAGAUGAGCAGCUCGCUGGAGAGUCUGCAGACAGCUGUGGCCGCGGAGGGUGGCCACGCUGAGUUCCUCUUCCACCGGCCGCGCCCCCCCCGUCUCAUCCGCGGCCGUGGCUGCAACGCGAGCUUCCGUGCGGCCAUCGACAAGUCGUAUGACACGCCCCAGGAUGGCAGCGACGAUGACGAUGAUGAGGAUGACGAGGAGGAGGAGGAUGCAAUGGACACUGUGGAGGAAGAGGAGGAGGACCCGGAGGAGGCGGCCAAGGGCCUGGGAGAUGGCGUUUCUGGAGCCCCCACCGGUCUUCCUGUCCCAAGCGGUAGCGCCAAGACCAAGCGCAGCUCUCCCAGGAGCAAAGACGCAACUCUGGAGUCUGGCGCAGCUGGCGACAAGGAGUGCAAGAAAGAUAAGAAAGCCAAGAAGCUCAAGAGCCUUGGCAUGGUGUUCAGGUUUGGAAAAGUUAAGAAAGAGGACAAGAGUGAGCAGAAGAGUGGGGACAAGCAGAAGGUGGUGGACAACAAGACGGCCACAGAGGAGGAGAAGGAGAAGAUGAGGGACGAGCAAGAGAGGAUCCAGACAAAGCACAGGGAGAUUCGCGAGCGGCAGGCUCGCGAGCUGAAGCUGCAGCAGGAGCGCGAGCAGCUCGCCGCUCAGUCGCGCGGCACGUCUGGCUACUACGAGGAGCACAACCCAGCCUACGCCAGCCUGGGUCCCUCCGCGUCACCGCCUGCUUUGCACAAACCACCCUACGUGAAGAACACCAAGGCCUAUGCCAGCGAGGACGAGAUCCGAGCCAUGUACGCCAAAGUGAAUAAGGCGGGUAGCCUGCCGAAGCCUGUCCCCCAGUCAGAAAGAAUGCUGGCAGGGGGUCGUGUGAACUCCUACUACGAGGAGUGCAACCCGAUAUACGGCCGGACGCGGGACGGUGUGCCCAGGCACCCCCAAGCCAGUGGUGGGGGCCCACGCUAUCACCGCGGGGAGGACGGGCAAGACGGCGACCCCGCGAGAGACAUCUAUGCCAGGGUGGCUAAAACCAGCAGUCUGCCCAGGCCCCAGCCCGACAGCAGAGCCACACAUGGCUACCAGUGGGUACAGAGAGAAGGGGGAUCGACAGCUCGUGAUGGGUCUGAUGACAAAAGGGCACCUUCUGGUGCAGAGCACUCUCGGGUGAGUGUCAACUGAGUGGCAUGCAAUGGCACUGCUAUGGGUGAGAAUAUAGGAGAGGCGAAGGCAAUUAAGGUGGAACGUGGAAAGUUGGCAUAGAAUGGAGUGUCUAAAAUUAACCAUUGAAAAGCACAUUGAACUCAGUGAGUGUUGCUCACUGUGACAGCCCACCGCCACGUGAUUAAAUCUGCCCAAAUAACGACAAAUCUGUCUCUUUAAACACAGACGCUGCCUUGCUUGGCAAGCACAGAACCCUUUUGCUUGAGCCCUUGACGUCACCGUGGGUAAGGCUGAGACGGGGUAGAGCAUGACUACCUGGCAGCCGUCUCGCUUUAGCCUUUUGGUGACUCCUGAGAGGGCUCUUGGCCGUCUGCUCCACCACUAAUCGCUGCAUGGCUUCCCUCACAACGCACACACACUCCUACCUUCUCAUGAAUGCCUCGGUGAAGCAGAGCAGUGUACCUAUGCCUCGAGCAUGUGUUACAGAUAAAAUAGCUGCACCUUUAGCCACAUUGCGCACAAGCCCUUUGUGAUGCGAGAGAUUGUAAAGUUUCAUAUUGAUGAGUCACAUGGAGUAUAUAAAGCACAUGCCUUUUAGUUUCACCGAUUAAUGUAAACAGUUUGCAUGUACGUUGUAUUAUCUCUUAUUCAUAUUUAGUUUGUGUAAAAAAAAACAAUUAUAUUGUAUAUCAAAACAAAAAAGAUGGUAAUUAUGCUAUGGGCGGUUGAUUGUAUAUGGCUCGGCAUGUUUAACGUGGGAUGUUGGGUUUACUAUGUGACUUUUAUUUUGUCCGAUGUACUUUUAGCCAAUGUGCCUUUUGGGGUCACCACCUCUGUCUGAUUUGCCAUGAGGCUACCUAUAUUGAAUUGCAGUUUGUAAGCCACAUUGAUAUUUAUAUUGAGUGCUGUUGUUUUACGCAAUAUUUUCUCUAAAUAUUAACACAAUGCAGUGGCUAUGCAUAAAUCUAACCAUUUAGUACAGACCACCGUCACAGGGGGAAUAUAACUACAAUUGAACCGACAGCUUCAAUCAUGUCAUGUAUAAAAGUUGUAUCCGUUUAUGAGAAUGUUUAGUUGAAGAAUAAUCUGUGUACAAGGCUCACAGUGUGGGAAGCAGGAGACGAUAACAUGAAGUGUAUUUACACACGAGUAUUUUUCAUUUAAGGCUGUAACAUAUCACGCAUGUCGAUAACCGUUGCACAUUCUAACGCAUGUGUGCCGUUAAAUAAAGUAUACCUUGCUAAACUCA